AUGAGUCUCCCCCCUGGGAAAGCCAAGCCGAAGGGCAAAGAGGCCGCACCGAGCGCCUACCCAAGGGUGAACAAAGAAAGCCCAAACAUCCGGGCAGGUAAAAACGACAGCAGAAAAAUCCUCACAUGGAACAAAUUAAAUGGACCACCCAACAGCGCAAAGACAAAUUAUAAGAAGAUGGGCGAAAAUGAUAUGGCGCACGCAAAUGGGGCAGCAGCACAAAGUACAGGCUACUGGAAUGGGGAGAAAAAUGUGUGUCUUCCAAGACGCACGGGAGCUGCCUCUGUAUUGUAUAAACAUCACAUCUACCUAUUUGGGGGAUAUACAGCUGAAAGAAGACUCAACGAUUUUUACAAAUAUAAUAUUACAGCAAAUGAGUGGAGCAAAAUAGAAUCAGUAAAUGGGCCAUCCAAGAGGGAAAAUAAUCCUGCCUUUUUAUUUAAAGAUAAAAUGUAUAUACUUGGAGGAUACCAGGGGAAUGAAAUAUGGUUGAAUGAUUUUUAUAAGUACGACUUUGUGAGAGAGAAGUGGCAAGUGGUUAAUGUGAAGAAGGAGAGUAUGAAGUUUGCCCCUCCAUCUUUAUUUGGCUUUGCUUUAUCUGUGGAUGAAGUGAGAGGAAUGCUCUACCUAUUCGGAGGGUACGAUGGCAAAUCGGUACAUAACAAAAUGUAUGCAUUCGAUUUGGAGGAAGAAAAAUGGAUUCACAUAAAGCAAAGUGGUGAUAUACCAAGUCCAAGAUCCUGUGCCAUAGGACAUAUAUGCGAUGGCUACUUCUACCUUUUUGGUGGGUACAAUGGAGAAUAUGGUUUAAACAUUUUUUUUCAGUAUCAUUUGGAGACAGGUAUUUGGACUGAGAUGAAAUAUAACAUGAUUGAGGGGGAGCAGUCUGGUGCAAGGUCAGCACGGGAAGAAAAUGAAAUGGGUGAGGUGCAACCCUUGGGGGGGUCACGAGUAAGUAAAAUUUCACAGGAAGGGAGUAAAAGUGAAACGACAGAAUGUUAUCACAAUAGAGCGAUCCCCGUUGCAAGAUAUUUUAUGGGGUCCUUUAUACAUAAUAAAUGUAUAUACAUAUUGGGGGGGUAUAAUGGUCUCAGAUGUGAAAGGCUGAAUGACUUAUACAAAUUCGAUUUACACAAAAGAAUAUGGUUUAAAAUACACACAUGUAAUAAUUUCACAAACAGAAGUAGCAUGAAUACUCAUUUUUAUAAAAAUAUAAUUUAUUGCAUUGCUGGCUUUGAUGGGAAAAAUUCGCUGAGCGAUGUGUACGCUUUGAAGUUGGAGGAAGUCCACAUCGAGCCAUCUUCCCUCAUUGAAUAUUACAGACUGAUGGUAAAUAAUUACCGUUACUCAGAUGUCAUUUUUGUGGUGCAGAAUAAGUACAUCUAUGCCUGUUCUUCCAUUUUGCUUUCUAGGUGUCCAGCAUUUAAAACGCUCUUCAAUUUGUUACCCUCCACUGGCACAUCAUCAAGCGACCUGUCCUCUGCGGAAGGGGAACGCUAUUGUAGAGAGAAGAAUUUUUCACCAGAGAGUGAUGGAAUGGAGCAACGGGACAAAAUAAAAAAAGGAAAGCUCAUCCCAAUUGACGAUAUGGAUUACGAUGUGUUCUUAAUAAUUGUAAAUUAUUUAUACACGGAUGAGCUGUCCAUGUUUUACUCCCUUGACACCUAUGUGCUUAUCGUUUUGGCUGCCUACAGGUAUAGCAUUUUCAGACUCAUGCAAAUGUGUGAGCGCGCUAUUAGCCACCAUAUAAAUGAGUCCAACGUCAUGGACAUUCUCAUUUUGAGUUACAGAAUUUAUUGUAAGCAGUUAUGCACAUCAUGCAUCGAUUUUAUAAUUAAUAAUAAAUUGCUCGACGAGGCAAAGAUUAACCGCCUCACAUUGGAACCGUAUUUACUCGGCGAGAUUUACAAAAAGUGGAUCUUCAACUGA
Molecule: messenger RNA, 1929 nt
Organism: Plasmodium fragile
Lineage: Eukaryota; Apicomplexa; Aconoidasida; Haemosporida; Plasmodiidae
Exons: 1
Coding region: 1-1929 (642 amino acids)
Cellular component (GO): Golgi apparatus
Molecular function (GO): protein binding
Source: RefSeq, a predicted model, not a curated record